Messenger RNA from Ricinus communis (castor bean), 1201 nucleotides. RefSeq names its product glutaredoxin-C9. The transcript is spliced from 2 exons. The record is from RefSeq and is a predicted model, not a curated record. The coding region runs from base 335 to 718 and encodes 127 amino acids. Lineage: Eukaryota; Viridiplantae; Streptophyta; Magnoliopsida; Malpighiales; Euphorbiaceae.
UUGAAUCUUUUUCUGUUUUUCUUGAAACCUUGGGUCCCACUAUUUGUACUUGUACUACUGUGUGGGUAAAGGCUUUAAAAAUGGUGUAGCAGAGAUCAUGAACAUAUAAAGAGGCAUGCAUAUAUGUCCCUAUCCUCUUCUCUCUAUCCACCUGCACGUCAAAAUAAAAGAAGACUAGAAGAGAAGGGGCAUGCUUAGAAAGUUGUAUGAUUAGUGUGGUCUCUUUGUCCGUACAUAUUUUUUUUGGCAUUGAAAUAAUAAGCAAAUAUCAGUCAGAUAUAUUCACCAGAGAUUGAUCAAAGCCGUCAGUGUUUGCCGGGUAGCAAAGAAAUCAAUGGCAAGCAGUGUAGCUCUCAGCAACGAGCCACCAACGACUAAGACAAUUAACCAACUCGAUAAUCCCUAUCAGAUCGUCAGGCAUUUAGCUUCAAGUAACGCUGUGGUGUUGUUCAGCAUGAGUGGCUGCUGCAUGUGCACUGUAGCUAAGCGUCUUCUCUUUGGCCUUGGUGUUGGACCCACCAUUUUUGAGCUCGACCACCACUCAGCUGGUCACGACAUUCAGGCUGUCCUCUUCCAGCUUGCAUCUGAAGGGCAGCAGCCCGUUCCUGCUAUCUUUGUUGGUGGCAAGUUUCUUGGUGGUAUCGAGACUCUCAUGGCUUGUCAUAUUAAUGGCACUUUGGUGCCUCUUCUUAAGGAUGCUGGUGCUCUUUGGCUCUAAUUAAUCUUUGAUUAUUAGCUAACAUAAUUAGUUCUCUUGAAUCUUCUUUGUUUACAUAUAGCAUGGAAAAUCUCUAUGGGGUUGAUCAUUAUAUGUUUGUAUAUAGAAACAAGGUGAUCAUACAUGCAGUGGCAGUUGGUAGCUUAAUUUCUUGCUUUUAUUUCCUAGAUGAAAAUCAUGUCAAGGGCCAUUUAGGCAUGUUAAAACUUCAAAUUCGUUGGUGCUAAUGAAGUAUUUGUCAUGUUUUAUUCUCCUUUUUCUUUUCUUUAAAAAUAAAAAAUACCACGCUGAAAUGUCAGUGAAGAAUAUAAUAAUUCUGAGAUAUGCGAUGUCAUAAUCCGUACAUGAGGAAGCCACAAGUUGACUAACGGUAUUUUUAAAGAAAAUGAUAGUUUUCUUUCUUUAUAUUUUUUUUUUCGUUUUCUGUUCUUUUUUUGAACUGCAAUAGGUCAAACAUUAAUAAGACGUUCUUUUUUGACUGUA